Molecule: messenger RNA, 2347 nt
Organism: Nicotiana tabacum (common tobacco)
Lineage: Eukaryota; Viridiplantae; Streptophyta; Magnoliopsida; Solanales; Solanaceae
Product: CBL-interacting serine/threonine-protein kinase 3
Biological process (GO): protein phosphorylation; signal transduction
Molecular function (GO): ATP binding; protein serine/threonine kinase activity
Source: RefSeq, a predicted model, not a curated record
UUUUUUAUUAAUAAUCCUACUGUCUGGACCAGCUUGCAUGCAUUAUGGCUAUAUUUAUAAUAUUUUUUUUUUGGCUUUGGAAUUUGUUGGGAAGAUUGGAAUAUUUGUAUUGUUUUGAUAUGUUUAUGAGUUUUGUUCAUGUGGGGAAUUAGCUAUAUUUAGGAAUUUUGCCUUUUGGGUUUUCUUGAAAUUAUGAAAUAUGGGAUUUUGAAUCUUAUUAGAUUGAGAUCUUUUCCACUUUUUGAAGUUCCCUUGAAAAAAAACUUUCCUUUUUCUGCAUUUUUUUGUGUACUUAGUUUUUGAAAAAAAGGGGUUAUUUUGUUGUUGCUAUUUGUUUAAUCGGAGUUAAAAUUUGGCUCCUUUUUUGAGCUUUUCCUUAUUUUUAUCAACAAAGUUUGUAUUUUUAUGCAAAUUGUGAAGCUAGCUGAUUUUUGGUUUUGUUGGUUGAUUGGACUUGAGGUUUAGUUUCUUGAGUUUCCUUUCUAUUUCAAGAAAAUUGGGGUUUUUUCUUUGCAUUUGUUUCUGGAAUCUGUUGUGAAGUCAUAGAACUCAAUUCUUGCCGCAUUUUGCUGAUUUUGCCACAAAAAGGUUUAGUAAAAAGUUCUCUAAGGAGGAUUACGACUGCACUUUUUAGAGGAUCGUCCCUGUAUCUUAGUAAUGAAUCAGGCAAAAAUCAAGCGUAGAGUUGGUAAAUAUGAAAUGGGAAGGACAAUUGGUGAGGGAACAUUUGCUAAAGUCAAGUUUGCAAGGAAUUCAGAGACAGGAGAGGCUGUAGCAAUCAAGAUUCUUGAUAAGGAUAAGGUCCUGAAACACAAAAUGGCUGAGCAGAUAAAGCGGGAGAUAGCUACAAUGAAGUUAAUCAGACAUCCACAUGUUGUUCGGUUAUACGAGGUGAUGGGUAGCAAGACGAAGAUAUUCAUUGUUCUGGAAUUCAUUACAGGUGGAGAGCUCUUUGAUAAAAUUGUAAAUCAUGGACGGAUGCAUGAAAAAGAAGCAAGGAAAUAUUUUCAGCAGCUCAUUAAUGUUGUUGAUUAUUGUCAUAGCAGGGGAGUCUACCAUAGAGAUCUAAAGCCUGAAAAUUUACUGUUGGAUGCCUCUGGAAACCUUAAAGUUUCUGAUUUUGGAUUGAGUGCUCUGUCCCAGCAAGUCAGGGAUGAUGGUUUACUCCAUACCUCGUGUGGAACCCCUAACUAUGUUGCUCCUGAGGUACUCAAUGAUCAUGGAUAUGACGGCACAACAGCGGAUCUUUGGUCGUGUGGAGUCAUACUCUUUGUAUUGCUUGCAGGUUACUUGCCUUUUGAUGACUCUAAUCUUAUGAACCUGUAUAAAAAAAUCUCCGCUGCUGAAUUUUCUUGCCCACCUUGGAUGUCUUUUGGCGCUAUGAAGUUAAUUACUCGCAUUUUGGAUCCAAAUCCUAUGACACGUAUUACCAUCCCAGAAAUUUUGGAGGAUGAGUGGUUCAAGAAAGAUUAUAAACCUCCUGUUUUUGAUGAGAAAAAAGAUGCCAACCUGGAUGAUGUUGAAGCUGUAUUCAAGGAUUCUGAACAGGAAUAUCAUGUAACAGAGAAAAAAGAAGAGCAGCCAACUCCUAUGAAUGCAUUCGAGUUGAUCUCAAUGUCAAGAGGACUCAACCUUGGGAAUCUCUUCGAUGAACAGGAAUUUAAGAGAGAAACAAGGUUCACAUCUAAAUGCCCGGCCAAUGAAAUAAUCAGUAAGAUUGAAGAAGCUGUAAAGCCCCUUGGUUUUGAUGUUCACAAAAAGAAUUACAAGAUGAGGCUGGAAAAUGUUAAAGCUGGAAGAAAAGGGAACCUUAAUGUUGCCACUGAGGUAUUUCAAGUCGCCCCUUCUCUUCAUAUGGUUGAAGUGCGAAAAGCAAAAGGCGAUACUUUGGAAUUCCACAAGUUUUACAAGAAUCUUUCAACUAGUCUAGAGGAUGUAGUGUGGAAAACUGAAGAGGACAUGCAAAAUAGGUAGUAUUUUUCGAUCAGUCGAGUGGAGCAUGAUACACGAAGUUUGAUUUGCGGUCGGGAUAUUAUCAAGUGCGUAUUGCCGAGGGUGAACAUAUUACUACCAUGAAGAGCAAUAGCAUUAGCUUUUGCUGGUGCUACCACAUAUGUAUAAACUUUACAAGUUCUUUCUUUCUAUCCCCUUUUUUCUGUUCUUUUUUGGUCUGUUCUUUGUAGUGGGACUUUUUUCUCCCAUGAGAAAGUGACCAUGUGAGGAAUUUCCAUUUGUUUCAUCAUGAGUAGGACUUUGUUCCUAAUCACUUGCUGUUUGUAUAACUGGUAUACUCUUCUGACAAUUGUAUUAAGCUUUUCAGCUCCCUAAAAAAAAAAAAAAAAAAAAA